Lottia gigantea (owl limpet) is the source of this 1665-nucleotide messenger RNA. RefSeq lists its product as hypothetical. Gene Ontology annotation, cellular component: Fanconi anaemia nuclear complex. The record is from RefSeq and is a predicted model, not a curated record. Bases 1 to 1650 code for a protein of 549 amino acids. The transcript is spliced from 11 exons. NCBI's taxonomy places the organism in Eukaryota, Metazoa, Mollusca, Gastropoda, Lottiidae. Gene Ontology annotation, biological process: interstrand cross-link repair.
AUGAUAUCUGCACGAAGAAAACAGAAUGGGAAACUUUUCAAAAAGAUUAAUCCUGAAUGGCAGGGUCUUUUCAACGUUUUGUGUGAUAAGGGAGAUAACUUAGUUUUAGCUGAAGAAUGGAUUCAGACCACAUUGGGAUCUGGUUAUAGAGAAUUUCAGAACUGGACAACACUAAUAAGAGAUCUAAUUCGUCUUGAACCAAUGAUAGAUGAUCAUGCAAUCAUAAUGAAACCAAUAUUUGUGCUGUUAACAUCAGACAUCCAGCGAAAUCUGUUAUUAAUUUUACAUAAUCAUAGAGACUCAAUCAACCACAGUGAUUUAACAGAGUUUCUCUCUUUGAUUAAAGACCAUGUGCAUCAGGAUGCUUGGACAGAGAGGCUAUAUGAGAGUUUAGUGAGUGGUAUUGAAGAAGGUUCAGGGAAAAUGAAACAUUGUUCUAGUGAGGGCAAUAAGCAACUUUAUCAGGAUGUUCUACAGAAUUUAUCACAAGCUUCACAUAAUACAACUAUACCAUGGCAAAGGAAGAAUUUUGAAGUAUCAGAAUUGAAAGACAAGAGUCCAGAAAUGAAACAACAGCCUCAAGAUAGUCCUGAAUUAUUUGGUGAAUUUGACUUAGAAGUUGAAGCCAAGCAACAAGUUUUUGGGGCAAUUGAAGUGAAUCUAAAUAGAUCAUCAAAGAAACUAGAUCAAAACCAAUCCAAUACAGCCAAGAGAGAAGAUAACUGUGAAAGUAUUAUUAUAUCAUCUGAUGAAGAAGAUGUCAAUCAGACGGACAGUAAAAAAAGAAAAAGAAGCUUGACUGAAAGUUUUGAAGAUAAUACCAAAAAGUUAAAGGAGCAUAAUAAUGAUAAUAUUAAGGAUUAUGAAGAAUUGAUGACGUGUCUAACAGGAGAUAUUAAGAAUGAAUUAAGAGAAUUAAAAGGGAACUGGUUACAAGGACAGAAUAUGCCAAGUUUUAGACUAUUUAUACAUAGUUCUAGUGAUCUGAUUAAAGAUUAUCUAGUCUAUAUGGAACUAUGGAUUAUAGAAGAUGAUAGUUUAUCUGCAAUCUGUGAAUAUUUUAUACAAAACUCAGAUUGUUUAUCAUAUGAAACCAUUGUCAAUUUUCUCAAGCAUUCUCUCCAGUAUAAGUUUUCAGAAAUCAAGCAAGCCCCAUCCAGGACCUUAACAAAUCUAAUUUCUAGAGUUGGUGAAGUUUUUCCAAAACAGACUAUAGAUAUUUUAAUUGGCAUUAUUUUAGAGAGUGAAAUAAAUCCCAUACAGACAGAUAUUAUUUGUAAACUAAUUAAACAAACCUUUGACCCCAGUCACCAUCAAUAUUUACUGAGUCACCAUCAAUAUUUAUUGAGGCACUUGGUAUCAGAAAUAAAAGCAUUAAAUGAAAAUGUAAUUUCCAUUGUACAAGCUAUGAUUGAUCAGAAGGUAGAAAUGAGCCAAGAUAUUACAAAUAAUUUGAUUGGCUGCUUAUUAGAUUCUGCUCAGAGCUUAGCCAAUAGUCAGAAGUUUGGCAAGCUCCUUUUACAUUUCAUUAAUAAAUAUGGCAAGCAGUGGAAUGCAUCAGAAUUGUCAAGAAUCCAAGUGAUACUAGAUAGACAUACAUCAUUUCUUAAGAAAACUGCUCUGUUAUCAUUUAAAAAAUUAUUAAAAUAAAUUUUUGUUAUUUGU